AAAAAAAAAAAAAAAAAAAGCUCCUUUCUUUCCUGCUCUGGCACCCUACAGCCACUGAGAUGUUGAUGCCUAAGAAGAACCAGAUUGCCAUUUAUAAACUCCUUUGUAAGGAGGGAGUCAAGGUGGCCAAGAAGGAUGCCCACAUGCCCAAGCACCCGAAGCUGGCAGACAAGAAUGUGCCCCACCUUCAUGUCAUGAACGCCAUGCAGUCUCUUAAGUCCCAAGGCUAUGUGAAGGAACAGUUUGCCUGGUAUCUUACCAAGAAGGGUAUCCAGUAUCUCCGUGACUACCUUCAUCUGCCCCCAGAGAUUGUGCCUGUCACCCUAUGCCGCAGCCAUCCAGAGACAGGCAGGCCUUGGCCUAAAGGUCUGGAGGGUGAGAGGCCUGCCAGACUCACAAGAGGGGAAGCCAGCAGAGAUACCUACAGGCGGAGGGAUGUGCCGCCUGGUGCCAACAAGAAAACCAAGGCUGGGGCUGGGUCAGCAACCGAAUUCCAGUUUAGAGGCGGAUUUGGUCAUGGACGUGGUCAGCCACCUCAGUAAAACUGGAGAGGAUUAUUUUGCAUUGAAUAAACUUACAGCCAAAAAAACC
Messenger RNA from Callithrix jacchus (white-tufted-ear marmoset), 591 nucleotides. Lineage: Eukaryota; Metazoa; Chordata; Mammalia; Primates; Cebidae. The record is from RefSeq and is a predicted model, not a curated record.